AUGCCUCCAUCAUUGCUGCAAGAAACUCAUCGCACAUUCGAACAAAUCGAAAAAGCUGCCAAAGACACCACAGACAAGAUCCUAGAGUUUGAUAUUAAAUUAUGUCCGUGGGAACAGCUUCUAUCAAAAUAUUGUAUUUUAAACAAGAAUUUAGAAACGAUUCAAACAAUGAUGAAGAAGGACGAUUCAAAUUUUAGAAUGGCUCUUCUUCAUCCGAAGGAUGCUUCAGUUGAAGGGCUCACACAAGUAACGGAAAAACUCAGUGUUUAUACUCUCGAUCUUCAAAAAACAAAAGAUAGCAAGGACUUCCCACAAAUAACUAGUAAUAAUCCGUUGUCAUUCACAUUCUCUAAUCAAGCCGAACAAAUCGAAAAACGAAUUCAUCAUGAUGAUCUUGCCACCUUUUGUUAUACACUGAUUGAUAAAGAAUAUAAGAAGCCAAGCGGAUCUCUUAAAAAGAAGGAUAAGACAUCAAAUCAGCCAAGAGUAUUUAAAUUUGAAGAAGCCAAAUCGUUAUUGCAAGAUACAUACAAACAACGAGAUGCAUCAAUACGAAAACAACAAAAGAUGCGAAAAAACACUAUAAUGGAUUCUAUUCUUACUGGAAGAGACCUCAUAGUUUCUGGAAGUGACAUCCAAAUUCUCAGAGACCUUGAGAGAAGAUCAGUUUAUGGAACCGUGUCGAAAAGAUCAGCAGAAGAGGUUUUCAAGCCAAAUAUUCCUCCAGCUACUUCUACCAUAACGACCACAUCUGGACCUAUUAUAUCAUCAAACACUAAAAUCAAAAUCUCGACAAUUCCAAAUGCCUCUAUGGCUCAGAAUGCUGCAACGUUGCAAACCACUAUGCCACCAACUGUUAAGAAGGAGGAACCAAGUAGUGCUGCAACACCAAUUGCACAAGAUACGAAAGGUAGAACAAAGAAAUCUACUUCAAGUGGUACAGCCAGACAAAGUGCUAAAAAGUCUCCUAAUCCUGUCACUGCACCUUCUCCUACCGUUGGAAAAACACCUUCUCCUUCUACUGCAACAUUGAAUACUUCUACGACAGUUCCACCAUUUGUAACACCUGUGACAACAACUCCAACAGGUGUUGCAAAUACUCCUCAAAUAGGUGCAGGAAGAGGAAGACUUCCACCAACAGGAACAGCACUCCCUCAAACACCAAAGAAUGUGCAACUAAGACCUUCCACUACACCUGGUGGUGUUACCAGUAGUGGUGCUACUCCAACCACAACUCCAACAAAUGCAAGACCAAUCUCUGCAUCUCCAAAUACAGCAACCAUCACUCCAAACAUGAUUUCUCCCAAUCAACAAAAUCUGCUCCUUCAAAAUGCAUUAUUACGAUUCCCAAGUCUUCCUAAUGCCCAACUCGCUGCAGCCUAUGGACGUGGUUUACCAUUGAGACAUCCAGCGAAUGCUGCAACCAUGAUGAGACCUAUUAACUUUCCAAUGAACAUGUAUCAGACUGCACCAACCAAUCCUCAACAACCACCAAACACAAAUCCUUCACAACCUCAAAAGAAAUAA
Molecule: messenger RNA, 1527 nt
Organism: Naegleria fowleri
Lineage: Eukaryota; Heterolobosea; Eutetramitea; Acrasida; Naegleriidae
Exons: 1
Coding region: 1-1527 (508 amino acids)
Source: RefSeq, a predicted model, not a curated record